UACCUUGCAACUUAUUGCUGUGUCGAUUGUGACGGUUUCAAUUUGCCAAAAAGCUGAAAGAAAAUACAACCUCAACUGCCUUCCUGGUGCUUCUUCCCGUGACCCCCUGAUUACUUCAAUUAUAUAUCCCUUCUUCAACAUAUAUACAAGACCAUCUUGUCGACCUUAUGACACUUUUUAACUCUCACAAAUAAUUUAUUUUGGAUUUCCAUGGAGCUUAACUCUAGCAUCUCCACGGUCUUUCUUCUGUUCCUCCUCCUUGUCACGCCUCACAUUUCUAGAGGAGGAUCUGAAGUGGCAGAUUCAGAGGUUUAUGAGAUUGAUUAUAGAGGACCAGAGACUCACUCGUCAGUUAUGCCUCCUCCUGGCCAUUUUCAUGGCAGGCCUUGGAUUCAUCAAGAUACUGUCAAGACAUCUCAUAAACCCCAAGGUUUCAGAGGUGGUAAUAACGGAGAACAAGCUAAAAAAAUUCAUGGAUGAGAGAGAGCUAUGUGGAGGAAGUAUUAGUUUUGUUUCAAGUUAUUACACUUUAGUUCCUUCGAUCUCUUAGGUACGGAUAGAACAUUUGCAUGUUGAGAAAUGAAAUCUUUUGUCAUUUUUCAACUUUCUGCAAUGGCUGUAAAUGUUGUUUGUGUGAUCUAAGCUGCUGAGUUCGUGUAACUGUUGCGUAUCUUCAAGUUUUAUGAAGGAUUGUUCCGUCGA
Molecule: messenger RNA, 702 nt
Organism: Populus nigra (black poplar)
Lineage: Eukaryota; Viridiplantae; Streptophyta; Magnoliopsida; Malpighiales; Salicaceae
Exons: 3
Coding region: 211-480 (89 amino acids)
Source: RefSeq, a predicted model, not a curated record